Molecule: messenger RNA, 603 nt
Organism: Lemur catta (Ring-tailed lemur)
Lineage: Eukaryota; Metazoa; Chordata; Mammalia; Primates; Lemuridae
Product: histone H2B type 1-C/E/F/G/I
Exons: 2
Coding region: 45-425 (126 amino acids)
Cellular component (GO): nucleosome
Molecular function (GO): structural constituent of chromatin; DNA binding; protein heterodimerization activity
Source: RefSeq, a predicted model, not a curated record
UCUGCUCAUUUCGCACACACUUCUGGCGUUUUAAGAUUUAUAAGAUGCCUGAGCCAGCUAAGUCCGCUCCUGCUCCGAAAAAGGGCUCCAAGAAGGCUGUGACCAAAGCCCAGAAGAAGGACGGGAAGAAGCGCAAGCGCAGCCGCAAGGAGAGCUACUCCGUGUACGUGUACAAGGUGCUGAAGCAGGUCCACCCCGACACCGGCAUCUCGUCCAAGGCCAUGGGCAUUAUGAAUUCCUUCGUCAACGACAUCUUUGAGCGCAUCGCGGGUGAGGCCUCUCGCCUGGCGCAUUACAACAAGCGAUCGACCAUCACUUCCCGGGAGAUCCAGACGGCCGUGCGCCUGCUGCUGCCGGGAGAGCUGGCCAAGCACGCUGUGUCCGAGGGCACCAAGGCCGUAACGAAGUACACCAGCUCCAAGUAAAUUAGCCAAGCUUCAUCUGCGUAGCUGCAUACUGUGAGCCAAACGAUGAGGACCUUUAUGCAACAUAUGCCUCAAACCAUCCAACUUAAGUCCAAGGUACAGUUCUUGGAAGGCUCUCAAACACGAAUGCGUACUUUAUGAAGCCAUUUUAUGGGCCCAUUUUAUGGGCAUCAUUUGU